ACUGGUGUGUCAUCUAAGAUGUCUGGACGCGGAAAGGGAGGAAAGGGACUCGGUAAAGGAGGCGCAAAGCGUCACCGCAAAGUUCUCCGUGAUAACAUCCAGGGAAUCACCAAGCCCGCCAUCCGCCGCCUGGCUCGCCGUGGCGGAGUGAAGCGUAUCUCCGGUCUGAUCUACGAGGAGACCCGCGGCGUGUUGAAGGUUUUCCUGGAGAACGUGAUCCGCGAUGCUGUCACCUACACCGAGCACGCCAAGAGGAAGACCGUGACCGCCAUGGACGUGGUGUAUGCUCUGAAGAGACAGGGCCGCACUCUGUACGGCUUCGGCGGAUAAACACACUUUCCAA
This is a messenger RNA of Limanda limanda (common dab), 343 nucleotides long. Its product is annotated as histone H4. Gene Ontology annotation, molecular function: DNA binding; protein heterodimerization activity; structural constituent of chromatin. The transcript has 2 exons. Bases 19 to 330 code for a protein of 103 amino acids. The record is from RefSeq and is a predicted model, not a curated record. Gene Ontology annotation, biological process: nucleosome assembly. Gene Ontology annotation, cellular component: nucleosome. NCBI's taxonomy places the organism in Eukaryota, Metazoa, Chordata, Actinopteri, Pleuronectiformes, Pleuronectidae.